CGUGCAUGAGUGGGCGCACCUGCGGUAUGGAGUGUUUGACGAGUAUGGCAGACGGGGAGACCCUAAUUAUCCGGAAACAUUCUGCGAGGGACGCAAGCUGAAGAUGAACGCCUGUUCGAAAUUCCUGGGUUUCACCGCUCUGCGAGACGACGGCUCACCAUGCAUGAGGGAUAAGAAGUGUCACUUCGAGAAAAAGUGCACCGUCUCGCCCUUUAUUAUCUCUAAAAGCCCUGCAGAAAGCUCUAUCAUGUUUAUGCCGUACGUCAAAAACAUUUCUCAUUUCUGUGAAUCGGGUCAAGGCCUUCGCAUGCACAACUACGAAGCUCGGACAAGGCAAAACUUGAUGUGUAAUCGACGGUCUGUCUUGGAUGUCAUCCUCUCGAACGAUGACUUCAAAAAGCUAGCAGCCCCGAACUUGUCUAAGCGCAUCCAUGUCACCUUUGAAGAAGCGCAGCAAGGUGACGAACCUCAAAAAGUCGUUCUAGCUUUGGAUACGUCAGGCAGUAUGAAGUCAAUGGCCCGGAUUGAUUUUCUGAAAGCAGGCCUUCAGGCUUACAUAAACCACGUACCUGAUGGCAAGAUAAGACUGGCCAUGCUGGAAUUCAACUACAACGCCACACUACUUCACGAUGUGCUUCUUGUGAAUUCGACCACUCGUCAAAGUUUUGUUGCCACAGUGAACGCUCUGAAAGCUGAUGGGGGUACAUGCAUCGGUUGCGCACUUGAACUGGCUAUACAGGUGCUCACCAAACCCAAUGACCCUCCAUAUGGUUCCAUCGUCAUGUUGGUCACUGACGGUAUGGAAAGCGUGGAGCCCUACCUGAGGAGCAUGAUUCCAAGCCUCGUGAAUUCGCUCGUCGAAGUGAGCACGUUUGCACUCGGAACCGCUGCAGACCCCAAGCUCGAAGAACUGGCAGCUGCAACGAACGGCAGGGUGUUCUAUUUCCCGGACAGUCAAAAUUUCGCUGCCGUCCACAUGGAAGUGGCCCUUCAGACAGCCAGCACACCCGGAAUGGUGGAUUCUGCAUGGCCCAUUAUGAUUUUGCACGACGAAAGAAACUUCACCAAUCAGACGAGUCUCGAAUUCGCCAUCGAUAUUGGUUUGACAAAGAAAGCAACAGUCUUCUUAACUAGAGUUCAUGCGGAGCAAGAUAUCCGCAUAUGGCUCGUCGACCCUGAUGGACAGCCCUGCACAAGCUGCCGUACUGCUAUCAUUAGUGACUUGGUCAAUAUAACCAUACCGGACCCAGCACAGCCGGGUAUGUGGACGCUUCGGGUCAACAGUACCAACAAUGAUUCUAUGGACAUCAACGUGAGGGUAAUGGCACAACCUGAAGACAAUACUGAACCCAUCAUUGCCACCUGCAAAAUUACAAGGAAGGCGUCUACCCUUAUAUCUGAUGUUGUCGUCAUUGCCGACGUCACCAAAGGGGACAAGGCUGUUUUGAAUGCGAGGGUUGUGGCCUAUAUAACUGACCCGUAUGGUCGACUGACUACCUUGACACUUCGCGACAACGGCAAAGAUCCAGAUGUGUAUCCCGAUGACGGAAAGUACAGUGAAUAUUAUAUCGAAUUUGCUGGAAAAGGAAGGUACGCCAUGAAGGCACGCGUGAACGGUAACGAGACAAGGAAAGCCUGCUGCGCAUCUUGUUCAGGAAGCUCCAUUAUGCCCCGUAGGUUGUUGACGUUACCUCCUGGGCAUUGCGAACUGGGCCUUGACUAUGACAGAAGCUGCUAUGGCCACUCCAACAAUACUUACAAGCCGGCCCCGCCACCGCAAGGGGAGCCCAUCGGCCCUUUCCAGAGGGAGAUCGAUGGAGGAUCAUUGCAUGUGACAGACGACCUGCAGAAACACAUGGUGCCUCCAGCGGCUGUCAGGGACCUGCAUGUUUCUAAGGCGAGACCAGGAAACAAUGGCACUCUUCUGGCGAACAUGACCUGGACAUGGCCAGGGAAGCACAUGACCCAUGGAACUGCGUCAUCAAUCGAUAUCCGAGCGAGCAAUGACUUCAAAAGUCUGGACGAGCACUUCGAGUCCCAAGUGCAGAUCGACUCAACGAGCUUGGUUCAGGGCGACUUGAUACCUAGACCAGGAGGAACGACUCACGUUGUGACGAUCUCGCUUACACGUGAAUUGGCAGAGGAAAGAAAAAAUUUCACAAUGUGGAGAGUGAAGUUUGCUGCUAGGGUGAACAAUAGCUACGGCCUGAUGUCCGGGAUGUCAAACAUAGCGCAGUUGGACUACGACGAUUGGUCGAAAAGUGCAGCUGGCUACCAUGGCAACAAGUACACCCCAAAGGUUCCAGAAGGCCUGCCGGCCAGGCCCACGACAGCUGGGAAAAGUAGCCCGAAAUCCACACAAGACAACUCCGCCGACGAUGAAAACAAUGACGGCGCAUCAUCUACAUCCCUCAUUUCCAUGGCUCCUGGCUCUUCUUGUGGCAGCAGUAGUGGUGGGCUCUGCUGUGCUGUGGAUUCUCAAAAGAAGCAAGGGCGGAAGCGAUACUGGAGUUGGGGACAAGGGUCUUGCAGAACUGGCUGAGACAACAAGUGCGCCACCGUGAAAAUCUUUGAACACGUUAGGAGUUAAUAAACUUCACAGAA
This is a messenger RNA of Dermacentor silvarum, 2604 nucleotides long. Its product is annotated as calcium-activated chloride channel regulator 2-like. The transcript is spliced from 11 exons. The record is from RefSeq and is a predicted model, not a curated record. The coding region runs from base 104 to 2542 and encodes 812 amino acids. Lineage: Eukaryota; Metazoa; Arthropoda; Arachnida; Ixodida; Ixodidae.